AUGGGUAUAUUCAUUCCGCAUUCAAAAUUGCCCAAUCUUAGGGCAUAUAAAUACCAGAGUGAGGAUCGAUCAUUGAUCACCAAAUAUAUACUGAAACCAUUUUGGCACAAGUUUGUCAACGUUUUCCCCAUGUGGAUGGCUCCUAAUGUUGUCACGCUGUGCGGAUUUGGGUUUAUUCUGGUCAACAUUGUCACUGUACUUUACUAUGAUCCAACAUUGACCAAAGAAGCGCCUCGAUGGGUCUAUUUUUCAUAUGCCCUUGGGCUGUUCAUGUAUCAAACUUUCGAUGCGUGCGAUGGUACGCAUGCUCGCAGAACGGGUCAAUCAGGUCCUCUGGGCGAACUUUUUGAUCACUGCAUUGACUCUCUGAACACCACGAUAUCAAUGCUUGUUUUCUGCUCAGCCGUGGGCACCGGAAUGACAAAGCUCACUGUUUUGUCUCAAUUUGCCCUGCUUUGCAACUUUUACCUCAGCACCUGGGAAGAGUACCAUACUCAUAAGCUAUUUUUAAGCGAGUUUUCUGGGCCUGUCGAAGGAAUCUUGAUGAUCGUGUCUGCCUUCACCUUAACAGGUGUCUACGGGCCUAAAACCCUUUGGCACACAAAGGUGUUCGAGUUUUAUUUGAGUCGCCGUUUCAUCGUCGUUGAAACAAUUGACAUUGUCAAUGCGUUUUGUGCUGUUGGUCUUGUUUUCAAUAUUAUCUCCGCGAGAAGGAAUGUUGUUCAACACUAUAGGUCAACCAGCAAUUCAACUGAGAGUGCUAACAAGAAAGUUCAAACUGCCACAGCAGGUUUGAUUCCUUUUUUCCUUUAUUUUGCAACAGUUUUCAUCGUCAUUGCUUAUGAUCCGCGCAUAAUCAGCUGGCCCUUCAUUUUAACCAUUGGAUUGACUAUGGCCUUUUCUGUCGGAAGGGUCAUAGUCUCGCACUUAACAAUGCAAUCAUUCCCAAUCAUUAAUCCACCUAUGUUCAUUCCCUUGUUUCAACUACUGUUUCAACUUGCUUCCAAAAUGGUUGGUAUUGACUCGGCUACAGUACUCAGUCCUCUCAAUUGGCUUGGAUUAGGACUGUCGCUUGGGUUGCAUGCCAUGUUUGUCACUGAAGUCAUCUACGAGUUCACCACUUUCCUUGACAUCUACGCUCUUUCCAUCAAGCAUCCCAAGGAGGCCUAA
Lachancea mirantina is the source of this 1170-nucleotide messenger RNA. The record is from the annotation of a GenBank genome assembly. NCBI's taxonomy places the organism in Eukaryota, Fungi, Ascomycota, Saccharomycetes, Saccharomycetales, Saccharomycetaceae.